CUGCGCAAAGCCCGCGCGCUCGCUCUCUUCCAGCCUGUCUUGGUGAGGCGAGGCGGUGUCGGCGGCGUCGGCGAGCGCGGCAGCCACCACUACCACUACCACCACCGCCAGUACCGCCACCUCUUCCUCCUCCUCCUCCGCGGAGCGUGGAGAGGGAAAGCGCUUGAGGCGAGAGGAGGAGGCGGCGGCGGCGGCGCGGCUCGGUCCGACCAUGUCGGGCGAGGAAGAAGCGGCCGAGCUGACGAUCGCGGAAGACGUGGUGGUGAACAAGUACAAGAUGGGGGGAGAGAUCGCCAACCGUGUCUUGCGUACUGUGGUAGAGGCAGCUAAAUCUGGAGUGUCUGUCCUCAGCGUAUGUGAGAAAGGAGAUGUCAUGAUCAUGGAAGAAACUGGCAAAAUCUUUAAGAAAGAGAAAGAUAUAAAGAAAGGUAUUGCCUUUCCCACAAGUAUAUCAGUAAAUAACUGUGUCUGUCACUUCUCGCCCUUGAAGAGUGACCAGGAUUACAUCCUUAAAGAUGGUGAUUUAAUAAAAAUUGACUUGGGAGUCCAUGUGGAUGGCUUCAUAGCAAAUGUAGCACAUACCUUUGUCAUUGAGGCAUCGAAAGAAACUCCAGUGACGGGUCGCAAAGCUGAUGUCAUAAAAGCCGCUCACCUCUGUGCUGAAGCUGCCCUGCGCUUGGUCAAGCCAGGAAACCAGAAUUCACAAGUAACGGAUGCCUGGAACAAGAUUGCUCAUUCGUUUAACUGCACACCAAUUGAAGGGAUGCUAUCACACCAGCUAAAACAGCAUGUGAUAGAUGGAGAGAAGACCAUCAUCCAGAACCCUACAGACCAACAAAGAAAGGACCAUGAAAAAGCAGAGUUUGAGGUUCAUGAAGUAUAUGCCAUUGAUGUUCUUAUCAGCACUGGAGAAGGAAAAGCCAAGGAUGCUGGGCAAAGAACUACCAUUUACAAAAGGGACCCUUCCAAACAGUAUGGUUUGAAAAUGAAAACUUCCCGUGCCUUUUUUAGUGAGGUGGAGAGACGAUUUGAUGCUAUGCCUUUCACUCUCAGGGCAUUUGAGGAUGAAAAGAAGGCCAGGAUGGGUGUAGUAGAAUGUGCCAAACAUGAGCUGCUCCAGCCCUUUAACGUCCUCUAUGAGAAAGAAGGAGAGUUUGUGGCACAGUUUAAGUUCACGGUGCUUUUAAUGCCCAACGGCCCCAUGAGAAUAACCAGUGGCCCCUUUGAGCCUGAACUCUACAAAUCAGAAUUUGAAGUUCAAGAUGCCGAUCUGAAGGCACUCCUACAAAGCUCAACAAGCCGUAAAGCCCAAAAAAAGAAGAAAAAGAAGGCCUCCAAGAAUGCGGAGAAUGCCACAACAGGGGAAACAGCAGAAGACAAUGAGGCUGGCGACUGAAUGGUUCUGCUUUCCUCUGCCUCACACCUGAUUCUUUCUCUCACAUGCCCCCCUCUAACAGGAGAAACGAACAUCCCUUCAUUGGCUAUUUGUCUCAUAGGACCACAGGACAAACAGCCUGGACUUCCCACAACGUGCAACCAGCUGAGAUUGACGGCCACUAAGGGAGGAGUCUCUUGGCCACUUCAGAAUACUUUUAAAUGUGUGAAAUAAUAAAAUCAGGAGUAAAAAAACAGUCUACAUUCACUCUUUCUAGCCUUUGAUACUACUUGUGCUCCUUAGAAGUGAGCAAAUGCAGUUCUCAGCAAGAGCGGGAGCUUUCUUUCUGGCUCCAUCUCUCUCUCUCUUUCCCUCUUAAAGGUACUUUAACUCUUCUGAAAAAUCCUUCGACAUCUUUGCAAUUAAUUCUACAUGCAAAAACUCAGUUCCUGACUUUAGAAUUGUAUUACAUGCAGCUAGUAUAACUUGCACGUCACUGCUUUUUUCAAUGUUUAGGCAGUUUUCCCCUCUUAAAAGGCUAGGAUGUUUCUUAAGUUACUAAGGAGGGGUGUCUUUUUUUACAAACCCCAACAAGAUAUUUUAAUUUUUGCAGACAGGCUCUUUGAAGAUUAUUCUGUUCCUCUAGGCAGCGUCAUUGUGUGUCUACAGAAUUAUUUUUCAUUUGGUUAUAUACUACUGUUGGUUUCAAUUCUCAUCCCAGAACAAAAAUAGGUUAAUUAACCACCUAGUAAAAUCUUUUCCAGGCUCCAGAAGUAAUAAAAUCUGAUUUAAUGGGAGCUCUUUGAUGUUUUUUUAAAACAUUUUUUGUGCAUUUGCAUUUACUUAUCCUACACACAUUUGCCUUUUCAUUACUAAAACCUUUCAUUGUAUUGAUGUACGUGAUGACAGGAUUUUUCAGAAGAAUUCCUCUCUAUAGUUUUUACAUGAAUGAAUGGUAUGCUACAGAAUUGGUUGAACCUGAAAUUGACUCCAUUUGUGAGAAUCUCUUUUUAUAGUAUGUCUUUCUAAAUUGUCCAUUUCAAUUGUAUAUGAUUGUGUGGGAUGCUUUUUUUUUCUAUGUUAUUCCAAACCAGGUUCUUGUCUACACCCUUAAUGUAGCUGAAUGGAUUUCUAUAAAACUGUUUUGUGCUGAAUGGCAGGCAAUAUACCCUUCUGUCCAGUAUACCUGGACUUUAGCAUUUAGCAGUCUCAGUUACUACCAAAGUUUAAGACCAUCAAAGGAAUUUUAGAUGUGUCUUUUUUUCUGGUUUCUUCCCCCCCCCCCCUUUUGUCGGUAUGUGUAAACUUCUACUUAAGUUUCUAGAGUGCUUGCCUGCUUUGUUGUAAGGAUCACUUUCAAUGCUGAUUUUGGAAAGUACAAUGGGGAAUGUGUUGAGUGGAGAUUGAAUCAUACAGAAGUAAUGAGCUUGGAGGGGAUCAUGCACAAGACUUGCAAUGAACUGCCAAUUUAAUUCUAAACUGCUCCCAAUUGUGAACCAUGAAUUUAAGAGAGGUGGGGUGGGAUGGGAGAAUACCUUUUGUUCCUCGCAGGGAGCAUUUAUAAGUAAUGUUUUCUUAUUUCCCUUCCUUUAUAGUUCAGCCACAUUACCAGUUUAUAAACCACUAAGGUUGCAGUUUAUUUAAUUUUUCAUCUUUCUUUUGAAAAACUAUAAAGCAAUUGUAUCCCUUGGUUUAAAAAAAAAUGCAGUUGGAAAUUUUUGAAGAAAAUUCCCACAAACUGUUCUGUAACUGUUUUUUUUUUCAAAUAAAAUUGAUUAGUGAUACCCAUGGAUAGAUUAAUGGGUCUGCUAUGUUGAAGGGGUGGAGGAGUCUGAAAUUUGAAAUAUACUUGAAGAAAUGUCUGCUUUUAUGCACUUAAGUAACUGAAAACACGAAGAGUUGAUUAAUCUUACUACCUACCAGAUUCUUCCCAUUUUUGAACAUCUGAAGAUGUGUAAUGCUAGGUUUCUUAUUCAAGCAUUAUGCUUGAUUCAUUGAAUAUUCUACAAUGCAUUUAAGAAAAUAAGCUUAUUUUCCUCCUAUUUAAAAAGUUUCCUUUUCUGAUAUUUUGCUUGCUUUCCCCCUCCCCCCCAUUUUUUAGGAAGAAAAAUCAUUUAAUUCUGGCAUUAAGUACAGUUUUUCUUUGUUUUGGCUAAUUCUGUUUGCAACAAAAUUCUUGGUCCUGACCAUACAUUUUUUCAUACAUCAACAAUAGAGCUCAAUACAUCUUACAUUUCCACCAUUAGAUCAACUAACUCCUCAGUAGUUACUAAUCCUAGAAAAAAGCAAUGCCAACUUUAACUUAACUAAUGGAAAGAAAUCAUUUUAGUCCUAUGCUAUAAAUUUGGUUAAGUGUUGUAGUGCACAAAAUCACACAUGAUGACUUACCAGUUAAUUACACAAAUUUAUUGGUAAGUGGCUACUUCCAACUUCUAAUAACUGCCAAUGUAUAAGGAAGCAGCCUAUUUCUUUGACAGCUUGUAUUGUUCCUGCUGGUCUUUUAUUUUUCACAAUUCCAACCAAAGGGCUUCACAGCACAGUUGAAUUCAAUGCACCAUAGAGCUGUUCAAUUUGGUUUUAAUGCAGGUCGAAUGAAGACCUCUGUUGGGAAUCUGUUUCUAACUUUUGAAGUGCCUUUAUGAGUCUUGAAUAGAAUGUAAUUUAAUUACUGACUUGUUUCUAUACAGGAAAUUGGGAAGCUCCCAACAUGAAUUUUGUUUUGGGUUAUCAGCCAACCUUACUGUGUCUGUCUUGAAUAUCAGUGUUAUGAUCACUAGGUUUAGUAAUAAUAUUUUCAAGCUCUUUUUGACUGCCCUGUACUAGAAAUGUAGAUUUCAAUAAAGCACUUCAUUGUAAUUGGGCUUCAA
Molecule: messenger RNA, 4242 nt
Organism: Thamnophis elegans (Western terrestrial garter snake)
Lineage: Eukaryota; Metazoa; Chordata; Lepidosauria; Squamata; Natricidae
Gene: PA2G4
Product: proliferation-associated 2G4
Exons: 13
Coding region: 212-1396 (394 amino acids)
Source: RefSeq, a predicted model, not a curated record